This is a messenger RNA of Rana temporaria (common frog), 6156 nucleotides long. It is a transcript of the gene SPIN1, whose product is annotated as spindlin 1. The coding region runs from base 877 to 1665 and encodes 262 amino acids. Gene Ontology annotation, biological process: gamete generation. The transcript has 7 exons. The record is from RefSeq and is a predicted model, not a curated record. NCBI's taxonomy places the organism in Eukaryota, Metazoa, Chordata, Amphibia, Anura, Ranidae.
UGCACCAAGAAGAGUGGAGGGAGGAGGGGUAGCCAGUGCAGGAGGGAUCAGUAUUUGGCAGGAAGGCGAGGCCUGCUCCUGGCCUUACAAUCCUAUAGCCAGCCGUGAACGAGCUCCAAAUCUGGCAGUGUGUGAGGGGAGGAAAGGAGGGGGGUGAGAAGAGAAGUGAAGUUCUGGAAGGGGUUUGGUGGGAGAGGAGUGUAAGGCGGGAGCGGUUCUGGUGACAAAAAUAAGGAGGGGGGAUAGGGGGGAGCCAUUACCUGGGGGAGAAUAAGGCGCCCCGGAGAAAGUGGACGGAAAGCCCCGUGUGAGCAGGUAAGAGGAGCGGGGCCCUCCCUCUAAACUUGGCCCUUUGUUCUUAUAUCUCCCCCUGCCUCCUCCUGCAAGUAACUCUCCCUCAGUCCCGCCACUCUCUCUCCUCACAGCUCUCCCCGGGCGCCCCCUUGCGUUCCCUUUUUUUUUUUUUUGGGCGUGACGUCACCCAGAGCCUGCGAAGCUAUGACGUAAAGAGAGGAUCUUCUAUUGUUCCACCUGGGCAGCGGAAUCGUGUCGGAGGAGCGGGCAUCGUAGAGCAGAGGCGGGGGUGGAGAGAGCCGGGCGAGGGGCAGCAGCGAGUGUCUGUGUGUCAGGCAUUGGCUUCCUUUGUCUGCCGCUUUCCGCCCCCCUCCCCCCUUCUCCGAGACAGGAACCCUGCCUGGCUGGCUGCUGCAGGUUUGUAAAUACUGGAGCAGCACACAACAUGGCUGACACUGCCUGCUAGGACUCCGGUGUGCAGACACUGCAAGGCAAAAGUAAAUUUGACAAGAAAAUCUUUAGGCUGGCAGAGGUCUUCAUCUGCAAGAUUGGCAGCUUUGCUGCCCUCUCGUAUACAGAUGAAUGAAGACUCCAUUUGGAAAGGCGGCCACUCAGCGACCAAGAGCUGAUGCAGCAAAUGCGGGUGUCUCGGCAAAUAUGAUGAAGAAAAGGCCCUCUCACAAGAAACAUCGUAAUAACAUGGGACCAAGCAAACCAAUUUCCCAGCCAAGGAGAAACAUCGUUGGUUGCAGAAUACAGCACGGCUGGAAAGAGGGUAGUGGUCCUAUAACUCAGUGGAAAGGAACUGUUCUAGAUCAAGUACCAGUCAACCCUUCCCUUUAUCUUAUAAAGUAUGAUGGGUUUGAUUGUGUUUAUGGACUUGAACUUCACAAAGAUGAAAGAGUAUCUGCUCUUGAGGUUCUUCCAGACAGAGUUGCUUCAUCUCGAAUUAGCGAUGCCCAUUUGGCCGACACAAUGAUUGGUAAAGCUGUGGAACACAUGUUUGAAACAGAAGAUGGAUCUAAAGAUGAAUGGCGAGGGAUGGUUUUAGCAAGAGCGCCAAUCAUGAAUACAUGGUUUUAUAUAACCUAUGAAAAGGACCCUGUCUUGUACAUGUAUCAGCUUUUAGAUGAUUAUAAAGAAGGAGAUCUUCGUAUCAUGCCAGACUCUAAUGAUUCUCCUCCAGCUGAGAGGGAGCCUGGAGAGGUUGUGGACAGCCUGGUAGGAAAACAGGUUGAAUACGCCAAAGAAGAUGGAUCAAAAAGGACUGGCAUGGUAAUUCAUCAAGUUGAAGCCAAACCCUCAGUUUACUUCAUUAAGUUUGAUGACGAUUUCCAUAUUUAUGUCUAUGACUUGGUGAAGACCUCCUAAGUGACAUUCUGGACUUCUGCCAGGCUAAUGGAUCUGUCAAGUGUAAAAUUUGUAGAAAAAAAAAUGAAUCCCACUUUCGGAUUACAGAAAAACUCAGAUAUUCCUGCAAUCUCACACCACCUUAUUGGAGUAAGAAAAAUGAGAGCGCAUUUUUGGGAAUAACGUUUGUUUCAUUCUUCCUUACAAAGGAAUAAACCACUUUUGCAACUGACCUGUUUAAAGCUGGGAACUUUGCUUUUGGAAAUAAAAAACUCAAAGCAGUUGGUAUUCGAGUGCAAAAGAAUGGAAGAGCCACGUGAAUGCUUAUGAUUAAAAACCUAUUGCAUUUCAUUUAGCACUCAUUCCUUACCUACAAGGCACUGUUUGGUAUAUCAAACUUCCCUACCGUAGAUGUUUGUCCCUUAUUUUAGCUUCCGGCAUCCCUGUUGAAGGCACUAUGGGUGAAUUAUACUUUUGUGCUAAGAUCUAGCAAAACAUUGCACUGUGAAGUCUUUCUGUGUGCCUCUAUAACAUUUCACUAUCCUUUGUAAAGCAUCAACACAUACAUUGGAUGUCCAGUGGCAGUAGAUUGUAAAGAUCAGCGUUCAUGUCGCUACCCAUGCAGAUCUCUACAUGAAAGCAUAUGCAUUAAUACAAAUGGACAUGGCUUUUUUUGGGGGGGAGGGGGGGGGGGCCUUAAGACAUGCCGUAGGCUGUGGGGCAAUUCUGUAUUAUGCAAAAUGAUGUGCUAAAAGUAUUUCUCCAGUGUUAAUUCUGUCUUACAUUGUGCAAACUGUGUAGUGGUAACGCUUCACAUGUUACCCCUUCACCGCUUUUUUUUUUUUUUUUUUUCUCCACACCAGUUCUACUGCCUAUUUUUAGUAACUUUUUUUUUUUUGUUUGUUUUUUUUUAAUGUAUUUUUGAAACACUGUCAAGGUGUAUUUAAUAAAAUGCUAAGCAAAGCUUGUAACUUGUUUUGAAGUCCACUAUGACAUACAUUUCAAAAUAAAAUGAGCAUCUGCGAGAAGUAUUUUUUUAUCACACAUCGUAGCACAGCUUAAAUCCUCCUCCUUUUUUUUUUUUCUUCCCCCCCCCCCCCCCCCCCCCUUCCAAUUUCCCUGUCCUUGCAUAGCAGAACCAGUUUUAAUUUCAAAAGAGGAAAAAAAUAUUUCCAUUUCCCCUUCUUUCUGUGCUGUAUAGAAACCAGUUCCAAAUCUGAAAAGAAUACAACACAGAUUCCAGAGUGAGUGUUAACUCCACAGUGGUUUUUACUGUACAGGUAGGGAUAGUGGGUGCCGGGAGAGCAACCAUAUGGCAGGUAUAAAACAUUAACAGUUGUCCUAGACAUUGUAUUUUCUCUACAUUAUCAGUAAACUAUGCGAUUUUUGCUCUUUAUUGCAUAUCUGAAUAAAAAAUGUUGCACUUUGCCAAAUCACACUGAUCUCUUCACAUUCCCCAGUACUACUAGUGUAAUAUGCAUUUAUUUAUCUCGCACCAUAAUGUUUUGGGAGCACAAGUGAGGCUUUGCUUUACCCUACGGCAGUUUGGAAAUUGUCAGCAAGGUGUAAUGCAGUGAAGUUAAACUUGAGCUACAGUAGAUUGUGGCUUAUGAAUCGGUUGUCCACAGUUCAUGGCUUACAGGCUCAUAUUAUUUAUAAGUGUCACCCUGCAGUACUGCAUCUGAUAAUGCAUGUGUAGUUGGGAAUUGUGAAUAUGAGCAGCUAUAACAUUUUAUAGGUUUACACACUAAAAAAAUUGUGCCAAUAUUUUAUUUCAGUACAAAGGUAAGCUAUAAAGUAAAUGUCUGCAACAUUCAAGCUUUUGAUAGCAUUAGCCAGUCUCAGAGCCAUGGCUUGAAAGUAAUAACUAUGUAAAUAUUGCAGAUACAUAAUUGAUCACUUAAGUGGCAUCUACCCAUUUGUCCGACAACUUGCUAAUGUUUUAGGCUCGGUUCGCACUGCUACGACAGCAAAGUUGGACGACUUUCUGCAACUUCCCUCAGACUUGUUACACAAGGGCUGAAAUUGCACCCAAGUCGAAUCAAAGUAGUGCAGAAACCUUUUCUGUAGCGUCAGUUAAGAUGGCUCUCGUAGGGAAACAUUGAGUUUCAUCCUACUUGGGGUCUCGCAAAUUGGAUCCCAUGUUGCAGCAGUGUGAACCAAGCCUUGGAGAUCAGAUAUGCUUUGAAAUAUUUGUCUCCUUUUCCCCUCCUAUCUGAUCCACUUCUGAAAUUAAGCAUUUGCUUCCUGUUAAUGCAUGUGACUGCUAAACUGUUACAUCCUUGGAAACACACAUUUUGUAGCUUUUUUUUCUGUUUUUAAUUGUUACUUUGGCCUUUUAAGGCAUGUGCCUCUUUUAAGUUACCCACGAACGAUUAUCAUAACAAUUAUAACCAUUGCUGCCAUUGCAGUUUAUUAUCCUUGUGGUCCACCAAAGCUCUAAUGUAUUCAGUAAAUGGCUUCUUGGGUACUUUUUUCUGUUACACACUAAGUUCUUAAAACAUAUAGCUUUCUUGUGUGUUGAACAAAGUGCAUAGAUUUGCAAGUGCUUCUAUCCUGAAGAUCUCUAAAAUGAAUUUUAUUGACUCUGAAGAGUCCUGCAUGUAAAUCUCAAAGCAGAGCCUGGCUCCGUGAGCCCCCCUACCCAGUCGUAGUUUGAUAAAUGUGCAUGUGUGCAAUUGGGGACACACAGUUUGUAUAGUUAAUUGGGCUACAGUGUUGUUUUUUUAUUUUUUUGGGGGGGGUUUUUUUUGCGGUCUUUAAAUUGGUCUAUAUUUUAUCGUUAACUGUAGAAUAACUUCGUAAACUUUAAUUUUUUUUUUCUUUUUUUACACACAUUUUCUGUACUUUUGUAUGCGUUUGUUAUAUUUUUAUUUCAACCUGCGUGCAGCUGAUUUAAAAGGUGAGGGACUUCAAAUUCAUCUCUGGUGGGCUUUGUUAGGGCUCAUGUUUCGGAUCGGCAUGCAGUGCUUACAUAUACUGUUAAUCUACAGUCAGUUUAUGGGUGUAAGGGUGUAUUGUCUAUAAAUAUCAAACUGCAAGCGGUCUUUUGUACACUACGUUCUGUUCUCGCUUUUUUUUUUUUUUCCUGCUGUACAGUUGUAUUUUUUGUGUGCGUGAUAACAGAUUGCCAUGUAAUAUUACAUAAAAUUAUAUAUAAAGAAUAUAAUUGACAAGACCAUUCUUUUUGCAUGCUUAGGUAGUAUGUUGACUGUAACAAAAUAAAGUUGCAUGUUUAAAUGAUUGGCUUUCCUUUUUUUUUUUUUUUCCCUUCUUCCCCCACCCCCCUUUUUCUUUUUGUAUGUCUUCAUUACUUUAUUUCAGCCUCCAUCACUCCUUUUUUUUUUUUUUGGAUGACCGUAGGCGUAAACCUGUAAGCCAAUAUAUUUGAAAGCCGAUGGAUUGUAUUUUUUUUUUCCCUGACAUUUUUUAUUUUCCUGCCUUUGCUGCAAGCUACAUGAAAAUGGCAAACCCAAAUAAACAUCCUUGAACCUUUUUAGGCCUCAUUCACACCAUGUGCAGAGGUAUGGGGUUUUCUGCACCUGUCUCUGCAAGGGCACAAAGCAAACACUUGUUUUCUAUGUGCCCUAUUAACACUGCAAUGUUGGUAUAAUGUGCAUGUUUUUCUGUUCAGAAAUAUGUAACGUGCAGUUUUCUGCACAGAAAAAAACUCCCAUGACACCAAUAUUAUAUUAAGAGGACAUUUUAGAAGACCCUCACUUAUUAAAAUGUUCAUUGUUCAUUCUGAAGCUGAUAGUCUGCGAAAAGCAUCUCCAAACCAAGACAUUUUUUAGGAACCUUAGUAAGCAUAACCUGCAAGCUGGUUAAAAAUAAAAAUCUCAAAUGCUUGACGCCUAUAUUUAGGCAGCUGUUAUGGUGUGGUGGUGUGUUUGUUUGUUUUUUGUUUUUUUGCUUGCUGCAAAGCCAUGUGUCUGAUAGUUGGAGGUGUUGUGUCCAUGCACAGUGGGGCUUUAAAAAAAAAAAGAAAGAAAAAAAAAAAGGCCUUCAAGCAAAGAUUAUGAAGUGACUUCCUAGUGCGACUGCUAAAGUUCUGGUGAUCCUUGGUCAAAACUGAUGUGCUUGUAAACGAGGGUGGACAAAUUUAAUAUGGAACUCUGUAUUUUUCCAGCUUGAAGUACACAAGGAAUAAAAGAUGCCAUAGAUUAAAAAGUAACUUUUUUUCUUUUUUUUUUUUUUUAAAAGCUAGUUUUGGAAAACCUGUUUUUCUGGGAUUGGUAAAACACAUCUAUUAGUAUGCAGCAAAAUGUGACGUUGAAGUUUCUAAAGGGUGUGAACAUUUUGAAAGUUCUUGUAUGGAUUUGGGUAUAAAAAGCAGCUUUUAAUUUGAGAAUUCUUGUAGUUUAACACCCAUUUUCUACAACAUGUUUAGUGUUUACAAUUUUUCUCAUUUGCUUUACAAAUCCUGCUUUAAGGAAAUUGUACAUACAAAUUGUUACCCUGAAUAACAUCAGUGUGACCGUUGCAUAUUACUGUAUGUAUGUAUGUAUGUAU